AUGCUGCGAGAAGGGAUGGAGAGUUUAGGUAACCGUUCCGUCACUGUUCAUCCCCGGUACUUUGAGCGGCUACUCCUGCUCACCAGUCAGAAGGCGUGCGCUGAAUACUUCCUCGGGGACAACCCUCCGAAAGGAAGUUACUGUAACGGUACGUGGGACAACAUCUACUGCUGGCCCCCCACUCCUGCUGGAUAUGACAUCUACAUGCCCUGUCCGGAACAUCUCUUCUUCGACGGAACAAAGGUUCUUGCCUAUCGUGUGUGUAACGACAGAGGGGAGUGGGAGUUAAAAAACUGGACCAACUACACGGCCUGUAUCAACUACCCCAUUCCACCCGACGUUCCGUUGUUGUUUGCGGUGAGAGAUAUCUACUUUGUCGGCUCCAGCAUCUCGCUGGUUCUGCUGGCGGCAACGUUCUUCAUCUUCUGCUACUUUAGACGACUUCAGUGUGACCGCAUCAAAAUACACAAACACCUGGUCCUGUCGCUGAUCCUCCGCUUCAUCGUUCUUAUCGUUCUGCUGCAACCAUAUCUGGGCAUCAACGGCUACGACAACUCCUACCUGAACUCGCCGUUUAUCUGCCGGAGUAUGCUGGUCCUGUCCCAGUAUUUCAGCAUGACUAACGUGUUCUGGAUGCUGAUAGAGGGACUGUUUCUGUACAUGCGCUGUGUGGUGGCUGUCUUCCACUACAUCUCCAGCCUCAAGGUGUUCUACAUCAUCGGAUGGGUUGUCCCAGUAUGUUUUGUGGUUGCGUGGACUGUGGUUAUGGCGCUGUACGACAAGCACCAAUGCUGGCUGGACUACAGUGAUCUACCGUACGCAUGGAUCGUCUCUGGACCUAUCGUCCUGGCUCUGCUGGUCAACUUGUAUGUCCUUCUUCACAUUUUGGCAGUCCUGGUCACCAAACUGAAUGCAGAUCAGAGAGUGCCCAACUACUCUGAACAUCUAAAAGCCCUGAAGGCUCUGUUUGUGCUGUUACCGCUCCUCGGGCUGACCAACGUGCUGUUCUUUGUCAACCCAAAAGACGGCGGAAUCGGAGAUCACAUCUUCCAAGUCUUCAACGCAGUGAUACAGUCAUCACAGGGCAUCUUUGUAUCAUUGAUCUACUGCUUCACAAAUGCAGAGGUCCAGGCUGUGAUUCGUGACAAGCUGGCCGUGAUCAAGAUGAAGCAAAGUGUGUACAACAACGGCGGGGCCACCACCAAGAAGAACGACUACACUGUAACCAGCCAGGGAGGGACCCGCGUUUGAACAUGUAA
Messenger RNA from Branchiostoma belcheri (Belcher's lancelet), 1259 nucleotides. RefSeq names its product calcitonin receptor-like. NCBI's taxonomy places the organism in Eukaryota, Metazoa, Chordata, Leptocardii, Amphioxiformes, Branchiostomatidae. Gene Ontology annotation, biological process: adenylate cyclase-modulating G protein-coupled receptor signaling pathway; cell surface receptor signaling pathway. The transcript has 11 exons. Gene Ontology annotation, molecular function: G protein-coupled peptide receptor activity. Gene Ontology annotation, cellular component: plasma membrane. The record is from RefSeq and is a predicted model, not a curated record. The coding region runs from base 1 to 1251 and encodes 416 amino acids.